UCCAAGUGCCCCCGCCACGUCGCUCACGUAGCCCCGCGCUGCCACCGGUAUCAUCGCCGCGAGCAAACGCGGCCGACGACGACGACCAUGUCGUCGCGGGCGCCGCCGGCAACCGCCGCAACGCGCGGAGCCGAGGGCGCCACGGACCACCUGUGGGCGAAGGCGGCCGAGCUGGAGCGCGACUUCGAAGGGUACAAGCGCCGGCUCGCCGAGCGGAUGGCGCAGGCCGCCGCCGAGGUCGCGGGCGGCCGCGCCGACGAGGAGGAGCGCCGCGGCCCCGGGGACGCGGCCGGCAGGGGGAAGAGGUACGAGGAGUACGUGAGGAGGAGGGACGAGCGGCUGCGCCAGGAGUGGCGCGCGCGCAUGGAGCGCAAGGAGGCCGAGGUGCAGGCGCUCUGGGCGCGCCUCGACCGCACCGGCUCGCGCCGCCGCCGCGGCGGCGACGGCGAGCUCGCGGCCGCCAUCCACGCCAGAGAGGAUCAUGGUCAUCUGCGGCAAAAGACCGGGAACCUGGAGGUGAAAGUGAAACCAGCCGCCCCUGUCACGCCAAGAUGCGGCCCGGCCACGAAGCUCUCGCGCCCGCGGACCAGCAUGCCGUCGUCACCGGCGGCGGCCAGCUCGAGGCUGUCCACCCCUGACCCCAGGCGGCGUCCGCCGCACCUGCACCGGGAGCAGCCGCAGGCGGAGCCACCCGCCACGCCACGGAAGGAGAACAGGCUGCCGCCGCCGUCCACCGCCACCGUGGCAUCACCCGGCACGCCGAGGCCGAGGACGAUGCUGUCACGGAGCAGGAGUAUGUUCAAGGACCGCGGCUGCUCGUCCGUCACCGUCAGGGAGAGCCCCAGGCCGCCGCGGUUCCAGUCCCCUCGGUCGAGCUACGACAGUGCCGGCAACCUCAAUGAGCCGUCUCUGCCACUCCACGCCGACGCUAUUGCCGUGAUGCAGAGGAGUAGUUCGUGUUCCAGCAAGCAGCCUGUUCUCGCCGAUCUCAAGAAGUCUUCUGCCGUUGCUCCCGAGCCGUUUCAUCCUAGGAGAUCAGGCCAUGGCGUCGAGCCCGCGUCACCACCUCCGGUGAUUCCGAGGGACGAACCUGGCAGCAGCGAGAUUGCUCCGGCCAGUGAUGGAAAUGCUGACAACGAAAGCAACCACGAACACGCGGAUCAGUCUUCAGACAAGUUCGGGAGUGUAGAGAUCACCGGUGACUCUGACACCGAGCCGAGCUACGUGUACAUCAAGAAGGAUAGGGAUGAGCAAACUCCACGGCCCUGUCAGGCAUCGCCUGGUCUUGGGACAUGUCCAGGGUCCGAACAACCGCGGUCUGAUAACAGGAACAGCGACAAUGUCGACGACACCAUGGAAUCAACCGGCAGCGACGACGUCUCUGGAGAAACCACGGUGACAGACGCAGAAGAAGCUUCCCGGAGGAAGAGCUCUGAAUCUCUGUACUCAAACGUUCAGUCUUCGUUCUCCCCAAGAUCAGAGCUCGACACAUCGGCCACCGAUUCCCCGCUACCCAGCGCCACCGAGAAAUCGCCGGAAUCCAGCGCUUCACCACGGCCACGGACGGAGGUUGAGGAUGCCGAGAAGAGCCUACCAGUCCCGACCACACCGAGGAGCAACGUUACCGUUUCCAUCACCGUGCAGUCACCGAUGGACGCCGUGACCGGGCUCAAGCGGUUCCUGACCUUCGGCAAGAAGAACAGCAAGGGAAGUGAGGCCGCCGCCGUUGUCGAGCGCACUCCGCAUUCCAUGGCCCCUGCCCCUCCGCAUGGUGAUGGCUGCAUGAGUGGAGAGUGGCCGGCAGGUGACUCUGUCAAGGUGCGAUCGGGCUCCUCCGAUGUUGUUUCGGCAGAUGAUCUGGACCACAGUUAUGUCAUCUCUCCACACGUUCGGUCUUUGCAAAGCUUUGAGCCAUCUUAUCCUGCAAAUCCUGAACUGAAGGAACCGGUUCUGCACGCUAAGUCACCAAGAGUACACCGAUCGUUUUUCUCAUUUUCAUCGUUCAAGUCCAGAGCAAUUUGAUUUCAGAUUCGAGGACUUGUUGAUGUGUAUUUCACAUAUCAGAACUUCUUGGAUCACCUGAUACGGCAAUCAGUGAUAGAUGUUCAGAAUUUAUUGGUUUAAAGCAUUGGAGCAACAGAACAAUUGGUCAAUAUGAAGCCUGAAUAUUAUGCCAUGUCUAAAGUCCUAUAUAUGGAGCCUGAAUACUGUGCCGCUUCUAAAUCUACCUGCAUGAUACUUCUUCUAGCAAAACAAGCAAAGUACCCCUAUCAGUAACAAGAACAUGACGUUUUGAACGUUGUUUCUGUCAGAUUUAUGGAA
Messenger RNA from Panicum hallii, 2322 nucleotides. Its product is annotated as flocculation protein FLO11-like. The record is from RefSeq and is a predicted model, not a curated record. The transcript has 4 exons. The coding region runs from base 88 to 2022 and encodes 644 amino acids. NCBI's taxonomy places the organism in Eukaryota, Viridiplantae, Streptophyta, Magnoliopsida, Poales, Poaceae.